Molecule: messenger RNA, 1287 nt
Organism: Peronospora matthiolae
Lineage: Eukaryota; Oomycota; Peronosporomycetes; Peronosporales; Peronosporaceae
Source: the annotation of a GenBank genome assembly
AUGUCUUCUGCCGCCCACGCAUCCUCCAACGUCUCCAUCGAUAAAUUCGAUGGGGACAACUAUGCGACUUGGAGUCGAUACAUGCGUGGUGUGUUCCUCACCAAGUCGGUGUGGCAUGUGGUCAACCGGGAGAGCUCCCCGACGUUCGUGGACCCUCGAGCGCAGGACGACUACGUCAAGGCCAGCAACAUCGCGUUUAAAAUGAUGUUGCUGCACAUGGGUGCGGACUACCACCAUAUGAAAGCGGGAAGGAUCUACCUCAAGCGUCAACUCUUCAGCCUGAAGAUGGAUGAAGGCGCCAACGUCAUUCAUCACUGCAACGAGGUCCUGAACAUCACCGCCAAGCUUAGCAGCAUCGGUGCAAAGAUGGAGGACGAGGACGUCGCAAUUUGCCUUCUGCUCAGUCUCCCUAAAAGUUUUGAGAACGUUAUACUAAACUUGGAGAUGAGCAGCGUAGAGCUUCGUACCCAAGAUGUGGUGAAAGUGCUCACGAAUGAGCACACCAAGUGCCAAGGGGAGAAGGUGACAACAACAGCGACGAUGGUCAAAACUGAAGAUACAGCCAAGUCCUUCAACACUGAGCGCGAGCCAUACAAGUGCACCUACUGUGGGAAGGUGGGACGCACCGUCGAUCGCUGUUGGACCAAGCAGAAGAAUGAAAGUCGAGGAGCCCGACGCGGCGGCAAUGGUCGUGGACGCGGGGGAAACAAUGUCCAGUGGGGACAAUAUCGUGAUGAAGACAGCGACUACGAUCAAGUAGCGUUUGCAGUUUCGCUAGAGUGUGGACUCUCAGCGAAGAAGUACGUGUUCGGAAUGUGGGCCGUCGACAGUGGUGCAACACACCACAUAUGCCACGACAAGACCAAGUUUGCAAGACUGAACAAGCGCAACGACGGUGAAAUUUUGGUGGCAAAUGGCAACAAAGUGACCAUCAAGGAUGUUGGAACCAUCUUUGAAAAGGUGGUUCUGCCCGACGGUGAAGAGCGCGAGAUCGAGAUCAAGAACGUGCUUUACGUACCAAGCAUGAGCAAGAAUCUACUUUCGGAACCGCAGAUCAACGAGCACGGAAAGUUUCAAGUCGUGUUCGACUGGACCAAGAUGUUUGUCGCUCUCAAAGGAUCGCAACAAGUGGUGGCAACAGCAGAUCUUGUGGAUGCCUUUACUGGCUUCACACAGCUCACCGAUCGGCCAAUGCGACGACAAACGGAAGCAACGGUGUCAAAUUACAUGCGCGGAUGGGACACGCUCCAGCUGAUGUGCUUCGCAAAAUGGUGGCCACGAACAUGA